Rotaria sp. Silwood2 is the source of this 1903-nucleotide messenger RNA. Lineage: Eukaryota; Metazoa; Rotifera; Eurotatoria; Philodinida; Philodinidae. The record is from the annotation of a GenBank genome assembly.
CAGGUUCUGUCAAAUGAACUCGAAAAGCGAUCUGUUGAAAUCGAUCAAGACCACAGUAAACCAACUAUUGGUAUGUUUCUUUUAGUGUAUACAGUGCAGUAAAGUGUGAAAUACCUUUUUUUUUAGAAAAAGUAACAUCAAAUAUUUUAAGACAACCACUUGGAGAGGUUUGGUUUCACUUAUUUUCUUCAUCAUUUAAUUUCGCUUGCUUUUAGGUUCCUAUUCAUACCAGUGGUGUUAAUCUAGAAGACGAAAGAAAAGAACUUGAACAACUUCGAGAAACCAUCAUUCUUCUCACAAGGCAAUGUGCACAACUAAAUGAAGCAAAUCAAGCUUGGAUACAAUAUCAACAAACACAGUUGGAUACUUUCAAAAAUACACUUCUUGAUUGUUUACCAAUAGAUGAAUGUUUCACAUAUGAUCAAGCUGCACAACAAAUUCUUAAUCAAAUUACAAAAGAAAGAGAAGAAUUUACUAAACAAUAUGAAGCAUUAGAAAAACGUAAUAAUGAUCUUCAAUUAGAAUCAGCUACUAAUUUAGAAACCAUCAAAGAAUCUUACAUCAAUUCAAUAGAUGAAUUAAAUAAAGAAUUACUUUGUAUGACGGAGCAAUGUGAAAUACUCAAUGUUGAAAAACAAUCUUUAACUAAGGAAGUUGAAAAGAUGUGUGUUGAAAUGAAUGCAGAACAAAAUAGGCAACUAAUUGAAUCAGCACCAAUGAAUUUAUUACAAGAAGUUCCUUUACAGACAAGUGCUUCUAAUGUGGAACAGGCAAAUGAAGAACUUCAACAAUUACGGGAAAGCUAUGCUAUUCUUACCUCGCAAUAUGGUCAAUUAAAUGAAGCUAAUCGUGCUUGGCAAGAAUUUCAUCUAACUGAAGUAGAUAAUUUCCGUAGAAAAAUACAAGACUUUUUACAAAUCGAUGACGAUAUAUCAUUUGAUCAUAUUGCACAAAAAAUCAUUGAUCAAAUAACUAAAGAACGAGAGUAUUCUGAUGAACGAUAUCAAACUUUAGAAAAAGCACAUAUAAAUCUUCAAUCAAAAUUGAUUCAAGAAAACAAAGAAUUUCUUCUUCUGAAAGAACAAUAUGAUCAAAUUCUUCAUGAAAAACAAUCUUUAAUUUAUCAAAUUCAAAAUAAACCAAUUAUUAGCAAUCAAGAACGUGAUUCACAAACAAUAGAAUUCAUAGACUCGAAUCUUCUCAAACAACAAACUGAAAUGUGUCAACUUCAAGAAAAUCUUAUUUCACUAAGCAAUCAACUUGACGAAACUAAUCAUUCAUGGCAACAAUUUGAACAAACACAAUUUAAUUUACUUAAAAGUCUUUUACCAUUUUCGACUACAACAUCACUUAAAGGACUAAUACAAGAAAUUAUUUUACAUAUGAAUGAUUUAAGAAAAGAAAUUGAUUCAUAUAAAGAAAAAGAAAGUCAACAUGAUGAAAAUAAAAUUGAACAAGAACUUAUUGAUUUACAAAAUCAUUGUACAAAAUUAGAUGCAGCUAAUCAUACAUUGCAAUUGUCUUUAGAUAAUCAAAUUAAUUUAUUAAAAAAUAAAUUGAAAGAUUAUAUUAAGUUUGAUAAUCAUGAAAAUUUCGAUCGAAUUGUUCAAUUGAUUGUUUUACAAUUUCAAGAACAAAAACAAUUCAAUGAAAAUACUCUACUAGGUAAAAAUUUCAGAAUAAAAAAGAAACAUUUAUAUAUAAAAGUAGAAUGUUGCUAUUAGCUUUACCAAACAUUUCUAAUUCGAGAUUUGAAAUAAGAAAAUCUGCACAGUGGGGAGUCAGGCGGACAUAUGCGAAAAUAUUCUUUUUCAGAAUCUAAUCGUUUGCGCAGAUACAUGCAUAUGUGAUCUAUCAUUUUCUAAAAUAGUGGUUCUCAAAGUUUUAUAGAGCCCUAGAUAAG